Messenger RNA from Fusarium sp. VM40, 1041 nucleotides. The record is from the annotation of a GenBank genome assembly. NCBI's taxonomy places the organism in Eukaryota, Fungi, Ascomycota, Sordariomycetes, Hypocreales, Nectriaceae.
AUGUCUGGCUUCGAGCUUGCGGGGGUUAUCUUAGGUGCGUUUCCCAUUGCUAUUUCGACCCUGAAUGCAGGAUUCGAGCAGUACGGCACUGUUGCAAGGAAGUUGAAACUGUUUUACGCAUUCAAGUCUGAACACAAGAAAUAUCGGGAUGAACUAAAGUUUAACCAACUAAUGUUCAACGCGAACCUCAGACGGCUUCUACUGCCUCUUGUGGUUAGCGAUGACAAGAUUGAAGUACUUCUGGCAGACCCAGGAGGCCCAGAGUGGAGCCAGCGUGAGCUUGAUAACCAUCUCCAACGACGUUUAAAACACAGCUAUACGCUAUUCUUGGAUUAUAUGAUCAACAUAAAGGAAAUCAUUGUUGAUUUGAACCGACAACUGACGAUUGUGGGCGAGGCCGCAAAAGACAAAGCAAAUCACGCGACUUUGUCGCUAAAAGAACGGGUUCUUGCCACGCUCAGCAAGGAGAAUCGAGAAUUUCUACUUUAUAAAGCUGGCUUCACCAAUGCAGAACCCGCUCGGAAACGCCUUCUGGACGACAUGAGAGACUGUAUUGAGAAGUUGGAGAGGCUAUUGAGUUCCAACGAUGAGGAGGCCCGCUUGACAGAGCAGAAAAAAACAUCACAUCAGAAACUAUCUGAUACCGCUGCCAUUUGCAACUUCUGGAAGUACGCUGUCAGGCUAUUAAGGGCCCUGGCCUCAUCCUCGAGUUGUAAUUGCCGACCUACCCACAGCGCCGAACUGCUACUGCAGCACCGAACAGGUGACGGAACAGAAUUUUGGAUUGAUUUCGUUACGUCCGACUACUCUAAAUGGGAGAUCUUCAAGACAAAGAUCACAGAAAGUAACGAAAUAAUCACCACCCAGUUACAGGACACGGCCAAAUUCCUCGAGAAAACCUCUGUUCGACAACCAAAUCACAGACAAUUGAAUCCAAUGAGGUCAGCGCUAAAGUCCUCUACCUUGUCGACAACGACACAAGUAACAAGGUACGUCAUCCUAAGAUCAUAUCCAGACUUCGUCAAGACUUAUAUAGUAUAG